GAACAUUUUAUCACCAAAAACUACUGCUACCAAGAAAACAAUAUAAAUAUAACUCUGUCACACAAACACAACACAAACACAAACACAAAAAGAACGCACAAAGAGAAAAGAAAGACGCGCCUCGCCUCGCCGUUAUUCAAGUUACUGACAAGCAAGGGUUAUUUGGGUGUCACGUCAUUUAGUUUUGAGGUUUAUGACCGAGUUGGAGAGACGUCUUCAAGCGAAUUCAUCAAGAUUCAGGGGUACUUUCAAAGUUGUUUUCAUUAGCUUCGAUGGACCACCACGUUCCUCGUGAAAUAGGUCAGGAUUCUCGGGUGGCGAAGACAUUUCGUGUUGAAGGUCGUGAUGCGGAUAGAAGAUCUCCUCUUCAUUCAGUUUAUCGCAUGCCAUUAUCUUCAAAUGAUUCUCAGGCAGAUCAUCCAAUUGGAACUGGUAACAGGAUAGAAUCAAGGGAUCUGAAGGAUAAUAGAGAUAUCCGUAGCGAGAAGGAUGUGUGUCUUGAAAGUCGAGGAGAUGACAGCAACAAGGGCACCAGACAUGAAAGGGAUAGUCAUAAUGAUACAAAAGGUGAUAUUAAGACAGACAAGGUCACAUUUGGUUUGGUUAGCAGCCCCUUGAAUUGGAAAGACUCGAAAGAUUUUAGGGGAAAAAGAUAUGGUGAUUCUCCUGGUGGGAGUUUGGAUUCCCGGCAUAUGUCACAUGGAAAUACACCAACAGAAGUUGGAAAGGAGAAUCCAACCACAAAAGAUAGGGACUCUUUGGAAGCUCAUGAGACUGUUGGUGAAAGCAAAAUUGAUUCUAAAAGUGAGGAUAGAUUUAAAGAUAGAAAGAGAAUUGACGGGAAACAUCAAGGUUGGGGAGACAAGGAAAAAGAGAGAAGUGAUCGCAGAAACAGUACACAAGUUAACAAUAACAUUGGUGAAAACAAAGAAUCUGCCAAAGAAGAUCAAGCAGCAGAAAAGUUGGAGAAGGAGAAGAAAGAUAUUCCAAAAAACAGAGAAAUUUCAAAAGAACACAUGAAGAGGGAAUCAUGGAAUGGAAUGGAGAAAGAAGUUUCAUAUAAUGAGAAGGAAGUUGCUGAUGGAUCAGUAAAAAUUCCUAAGCACGAAACUGUGUUACCAGAACAGAAGAAACACAAAGAUGUUGACAGCGGUAAAACUGUUGAUGGUGAAACUAGAGAUAGGAGGAAAGAACGUGACAAUGAUUUAGAAGGAGAUCGACCUGAUAAGCGCUUUAAAUCUGAGAAGCAGUCAGAAGAUGGAUUUGCUGGUGAGGAAGAGACCGGAGAGAAAGAGAGUGAAGACCAUAGUUGUAAUGUUCAGCAUCGUAAGAGGAUACAAAGAUCGAGAGCUAGUCCUCUUGUCGCCAAUCUUGAGUCUCGUUUUGGACCCCACGCCCAAGACAAUGAAGGGUCUCAAGGUAAAGCAGGAGUAUCACAUGUUACAUAUAAAGUUGGUGAAAGUGUGCUAGAACUGAUCAAGUUGUGGAAGGAAUAUGAAUCAUCACAAUCUCAAGCUGAAAAAAAUGCUGAAACCUCUAAUGAUGGCCCCACUCUUGAAAUUCGGAUACCAGCUGAGAAUGUUACUGCUACAAAUCACCAAGUCCGAGGUGCCCAGCUAUGGGGGACUGAUGUGUACACAUAUGACUCAGAUCUUGUUGCUGUUCUCAUGCAUACCGGUUACUGUCGCCCAACAGUUUCUCGUCCUCCCUCGGCCAUACAAGAGUUGCGCACAUGCAUUAGGGUGCUACCUCCGCAAGAUUGCUAUAUAUCCACCCUGAGAAACAAUGUGCGUUCCCGAGCUUGGGGUGCUUCAACUGGUUGUAGUUUUAGAGUUGAGUGGUGUUGCAUUGUGAAGAAAAGUGGUGGAACUAUUGAUCUUGAACCAUGCCAUACUUACACAUCAGCUAUUGAGCCCACCCUUGUACCAAUGGCUGUUGAGCGGGCAAUAACUACCAGGGCUGCAGCUUCGAAUACAUCGCGGAAACAAAGAUUUGUAAGAGAAGUCACGAUUCAGUACAACCUCUGCAAUGAGCCCUGGAUCAAGUAUAGUAUCAGCAUUGUUGCUGACAAAGGACUAAAAAGGCCACUCUAUACAUCUGCUCGCUUGAAGAAGGGAGAAGUUCUGUAUCUGGAGUCACAUUCAUGCAGAUAUGAGCUCUGUUUUGUUGGAGAGAAAAUGGUCAAAGCUAUACCAGCAAUUCAGUUGCAUGACUCAGAUAUAGGAAAGUCUCAAAAUCAUCACAUGCAUUCCACAAAUGGUGAAAAAGUUGAUUCGGAUAAUGUCACGAUUGAUGUAUUUCGCUGGUCUCGUUGUAAGAAGCCUCUACCCCAGGAAGUGAUGCACACAGUUGGCAUCCCCCUGCCUCUUGAACAUGUAGAGGUGCUAGAGGAAAAUAUAGAUUGGGAAGAUAUUCUAUGGUCUCAAGCUGGUGUUUGGAUUGCAGGAAAGGAAUAUGCCCUUUCAAGGGUGCAUUUCAUGUCAAUGAAUUAGUUCAUUCACCUGUUUUCUUUUAAAUGGGGGUCGAAAUGCAGAAAGAAAACGGUGUUGCGAUGAUCUAAUGCAUUCAUUUGUAUACUUCAAAGAUUAUAAAAAAGAUAGUAUCUGCUAGAAUUUUCUGUUCUCAAUAAAAAAUACUUUAUGUUCUUUUAUCUGGGAGUCUUCCCCCUCCCUGUAAAUUAUAGAUGUUGUAUUGGAAUUCUCGGUUUGAAAUAGCACUAGUGAUUCGUUACUUCCAUUGA
This is a messenger RNA of Medicago truncatula (barrel medic), 2740 nucleotides long. RefSeq lists its product as uncharacterized. Bases 273 to 2492 code for a protein of 739 amino acids. The record is from RefSeq and is a predicted model, not a curated record. NCBI's taxonomy places the organism in Eukaryota, Viridiplantae, Streptophyta, Magnoliopsida, Fabales, Fabaceae. The transcript has 12 exons.